AAAGAAGUUUGGACUUCAUCGCCGCUCACUCCUCUCUCAUCAACUAUCGCCUUUCUCUUGUUCGCCCUAAUUUCAGCCGCUUCUUGCCGUUUUCUUCGUCGGAGACCAGUGGCCGGUGGCUUCCGUAGCAUUGGAACUGGUUUUUUUGUCCUUGUAGUUUAUGCUUUGUCUUGUAGUAGUAGAGAUCUCGUCCUUGAUUCAGUUAGUUUUGGAUAGAUCUGAGUAAGUGCUUGGUUGAUUCUGCAGAUCUAUUGGCCCUCGUUUGGGGAAUUUUUCGGUUUGUUUCAAGGGAUGACUUUUGUUUCGUUGAGGUUGCGGUAGGAGCGGUUAGAUCUGUUGAUCUUUUCCCGAACCUUGCCUUUCCCUCCGUCUCUUGUCUCCUUGCUUCAGCCAUCAAUUCCCAUUUGGAUUGCCCCAUUUCUUUUCAGAGGUUUCGUUAUGUUUUUGUUGUGAUAGUCUUCUUUGUUGGCAGUCGGUCUCUCCUCCUUAGUGUAGUUUGUUGUGGUUGUUAGCUUUCUCCUACCUUUGUGGUGUUCUCUCACGAUGAAGGUUCUCGGAGGCUAGGCUUCUCUCUUUGUCCUGCUUCAGAUCUUUUUUGAUAGCUUUUUGAAGACUUCUAUUUAGAUGUAUUUAGACGCCUCAGUCGUCACCGUCGCACCCGGAGGCUUGUUCGAGUUUAUUCCAGUUUGGUUGGCUUGCUGGGUUAUGAAGUUCUUGGUUCUGGUUUCGAGAGAUUGGCUCUCUUUAUGAUAGGAGGUGGCAGAUUUUUUUUCGGGGUGGCCGUGGGCAGCCGAAGUAAGUCUCAUCGCAAGUGCUUAUGAGGAGGAGGUCUUAUUUGCCGCUUGUAGCUAUUGUUUUCUUUGGUUUUUAGUCUUGUUGUCUCUGUUUAUGUAUUUGGGUUCGUUCUCUUACGUUUAGGGUCCAAUUUUUGCUGCUUUGUGUUUUAGUUUCUUUUGUUUCCCUUUCAUAGGGCUAUGCUUCCGGGGAUAUCUUCGUUUUCCUCCGGCUUUGUCUCCGAGAACUUUAAUUUCGUUCGUCGGCUUUGUUUCUCUUGUUUAGGCAUCGUGUAAUUCCCUGGUUCCACAUCAAGUUUAUCAAUCAAAUUUCAGUUUGAGUGACAAAAAAAAAAAGAAGUUUGGACUUUUGUUGUCAUAUGUGUUUAUUAUAAAUAGCCCAAGAUAAGAAAGGCUAAGUGGCCCAAUAACAAACAAAUAUAUAUAUCGAAAUAGGCUUCUUCGUCUCACACGUUAUUGACCAGAAGAGUGAAGAACCCUAGUUCCCAACAAGGUGACGAUGGCGGCAGCGAGCUUGAAUGCAUCUGGAAAAGGAUCGAAGAAACCAAAUGGGUUGAAGGAGUUUCUGGAAAGUCUAGAAGCUCUGAAGGCAGAUCUUAAAACCUUGAGUAAGGAGGAGCUGCUUGAACUGGAAAAGCGGCUGAAAAAUGUGGCUCGUAAGGCGAGGGAAGAGCUGGAGAGGCGUAUGGAGCAGCCCUAAUAUGUCUCUGUUUACCCCUUUUAAAAUGUCUUAAGGGUCGUUGAAAUUUAGUCUUAAUAAUCGAUUUAGUAGCUAUUGUCUUAAGGGUCGUUGAAAAUUAGUCUUAAUAUGUAGUAAAUGAUCGAUUUAGUACGUAAUGUUUUAGCUCCUGUACUGAGAGACUCAGGGAGUUGUUAUGUUGUAUCUUUGGAUCUAUAUAUGCUUGAUCCUUGACUAUUUUUAUUGAUGCUUAUCUCUCUCUGCUUUCUAUUCUGAUAGAGAAAUUUUGAUUUUGGCCAAGUUAAAAUAAGGAACUCAAC
This is a messenger RNA of Arabidopsis thaliana (thale cress), 1793 nucleotides long. RefSeq lists its product as uncharacterized. The transcript is spliced from 2 exons. The record is from RefSeq and is marked reviewed. The coding region runs from base 1294 to 1494 and encodes 66 amino acids. NCBI's taxonomy places the organism in Eukaryota, Viridiplantae, Streptophyta, Magnoliopsida, Brassicales, Brassicaceae.